Molecule: messenger RNA, 1164 nt
Organism: Coccidioides posadasii C735 delta SOWgp
Lineage: Eukaryota; Fungi; Ascomycota; Eurotiomycetes; Onygenales; Onygenaceae
Biological process (GO): Arp2/3 complex-mediated actin nucleation; actin filament polymerization
Cellular component (GO): Arp2/3 protein complex; actin cytoskeleton
Molecular function (GO): structural constituent of cytoskeleton; actin filament binding
Source: RefSeq, a predicted model, not a curated record
UGACGACGGAGCAGAUACAGGCAUACUAUCGCCCAUCGCAUUUCUCAGGCCCAGCGAGAUCAAUUACUGGAAGGAACCCCAAUUCUGUCAUGCCCAUUUCCUUGGCAUAAUGUUGCUUCUAGAUUACCAGAAUGUCCUUCUUCAAUCUUUGCUCACGGAGCGGUUCUCCGCCGCAUCUCCCGUAUCGAUCGACCAAAUAGUCUCCGAUUUCGACGGCGUCACCUUCCAUGUCUCUACACCCGAAUCCAAAACGAAGAUCCUCAUCUCCAUCUCCGUGAAAUGCUUCCGUGAACUGAUACAAUACGGCGCUCAGGAUGUCCUUGAGAGGGAAUAUGGUCCAUAUAUCGUAUCCCCGGAAGCCGGAUAUGACUUCUCUAUUGUUGUGGACCUCGAAAACCUUCCAUCUGAACCCGAGGCGCGUGGAGAGCUCAUAAACCGGAUUUCACUCCUGAAACGAAAUGCCAUGGCUGCACCAUUUGAGCGGGCGUUCCAGCAAUAUUCAAAGCUCGAAGAAGAAGCUGUAAAGUACACAACGGAGGCUAUACCUCAGCGAGUCAAGGAUGGAGGAGAGGUGAUGACCAUUCAUUACCGCGAAGAAGAGGCCAUAUUUAUCAAAGCGUAUCACGACAGUGUGGCGGUAAUCUUUAGCACGGUCUUCAGGGAUGAGACAGAUAGGAUCUUCGGCAAGGUGUUUUUGCAGGAACUUGUUGAUGUUAGAAGGAGGGCAAUAACGAACGCUCCACAGGUAUUGUUCCGGCAUGAUCCUCCGCUAGAAUUACAAGGAGUACCAGGACUUAAAAACGCUCAAAAUGGCGAAAUUGGUUAUAUUACCUUUAUUCUCUACCCUCGACACCUACUUCCCCAGAAGCGCGCUGAGACCAUUUCACAUAUUCAAACUUUCCGAGACUACUUCCACUAUCAUAUUAAGGCAUCCAAGGCAUAUAUCCACACCCGUAUGCGGAAACGAACAGCCGACUUCCUUCAGGUUCUCAACCGUGCCCGGCCUGAAAAUGAGGAACGAGAAAGGAAGACUGCCAGUGGAAGAACGUUCAGAGUUCAAGGCUAGAAUAAGUCUGGACAAGGGGGUAGUUUUUCUAAGUUGUAGCACUUUCUUCCCAUGUACUCUGAGAACCGCCAUAUAGAUCUUGCUGCAGCUUCCAACGC